Messenger RNA from Fusarium falciforme, 327 nucleotides. RefSeq names its product Stress-response A/B barrel domain-containing protein. The transcript is spliced from 2 exons. The record is from RefSeq and is a predicted model, not a curated record. NCBI's taxonomy places the organism in Eukaryota, Fungi, Ascomycota, Sordariomycetes, Hypocreales, Nectriaceae. The coding region runs from base 7 to 327 and encodes 106 amino acids.
UCAACCAUGGCAGGACAAAUCACACGUGUCACUCUCUUCAAGAUCCCCAAGGAAGAAGACCAGCAACGGCUGCUGGAUCUCUACAAAGAGAUGCCGCAAAAGGCAACGAAGAACGGAAAGCCAUACAUCGUCUCAGUCAAGGCUGGAAAGGCAGCGCCUGAUCAACGCGCCCAGGACUUCACCGUCGUUGCCCUGUCCACCUUUAGCUCUAUAGACGACUUCAACUACUACGACACGGAGUGCGCUGCUCAUGGAGACCUGAAGCAGUUCGCCAAGACGGUCAAUCAAGGAGUUGCCAUGGUGUUCUUUGAGAAUGUGGUCGUGUAG